Molecule: messenger RNA, 642 nt
Organism: Drosophila hydei
Lineage: Eukaryota; Metazoa; Arthropoda; Insecta; Diptera; Drosophilidae
Product: calmodulin
Exons: 1
Coding region: 76-531 (151 amino acids)
Molecular function (GO): calcium ion binding
Source: RefSeq, a predicted model, not a curated record
AAUAAAUAACCAUAAAAAAAAAUAAAAUUAACAUUAAAUAAAUUAAUACAAAAAAUCUUAUAAAAAAGAGUCAUAAUGAAAGCCGACGACUUAACGCCCGCGGAAUUGCAGAUAUUCAAAGAAUUCUUUCAACGGAUCGACGUCGACAACGAGGGCGAAUUUUCGUUCAAGGAGCUGGGCACUGUUAUGAGGGCAAUAGGGGGCAUGGUCAGCGACUCUGAUCUGCAGGAUAUGAUCAAUGAGGCCGAUAUGCAUGGCAAUGGAUCGUUGACUCUUGAGGAUUUUGUUAAUGUUUUGUUGCGCAAAUUAUCGGAAAUUGAACACGUCGACGAUCUGAGGAUGGUCUUCAACUUAAUGGACAAAGACAAAGACGGGUAUAUUUCGACGACAGAUUUGCGUAAAAUUUUUGUCUCAAUUGGUUUUCAGCCGAGCGAUGAAGCACUCGAUGACAUGAUACGAGACGGAGAUACAGAUCAAGAUGGUGUCCUGAUAUUUGAGGAGUUCGUCAACAUGUUAACCAGCGUAAAGUGAUACUUCUGCAUUGGGAUCGUUUACUUAAUAAUUGUAUUAUUAUAGUCUGAGUAUUGACAAAUCGACCCCAGAGAUCAACGUUCAAAAUAAAUGCAGUAUAUAUGAGAAUAU